AUGACCUUGGUGGCCUUUACUGGGAGUUCACAGUACCUUCACUUGAUGUUAGAGAUGACCUUGUUGACCUUUAGUCAGCUUACAGUACCUGUACUUAAUGGUAGUGAUGACCUAGGUGACCUUAACUCUGAGCUUACAGUACUUGUACUUGAUGUUAGUGAUAACUUUGGUGACCUUUACUCAGUGUUCACAGUACCUCCACCCUUUACUCAGCUUACAGUACCUGUACAUGAUGUUAGUGAUGACCUUAGUGGCCUUUACUCAGAGCUUACAGAACCCCUACUUGAUGAUAGUUAUGACCUAGGUGACCUUUACUCAGAGCUCGCAGUACCUCCACUUGAUGAUGACCUUAUUGACCUUUACUCAGAGUUCACAGUACCUCCACUUGAUGGUAGUGAUGACCUUGGUGACAUUUACUCAGAUCUUACAGUACAUCUACUUGAUGGUAGUGAUGACCUUAGUGAUCUUUACUCAGAGCUUACAGUACCUCUACUUGAUGAUAGUUAUGACCUAGAGUUCACAGUACCUCCACUUGAUGGUAGUGAUGACCUUGGUGACAUUUACUCAGAUCUUACAGUACAUCUACUUGAUGGUAGUGAUGACCUUGGUGACCUUUACUCAGAGUUCACAGUACCUCCACUUGAUGUUAGGUUUGACCUUGGUGACCUUUACUCAGUGUUCACAGUACCUCCACUUGAUGUUAGUGAUAACUUUGGUGACCUUUACUCAGAGCUCACAGUACCUCCACUUGAUGUUAGUGAUGACCUUGAUGACCUUUACUCAGUGUUCACAGUACCUUUACUUGAUGUUGGAGAUGACCUUGAUGACCUUUACUUGGAGGUUACAGUACCCCUACUUGAUGUUAGUGAUGACCUUGAGGCCCUUUACUCAGUGUUCACAGUACCUCCACUUGAUGUUAGUGAUGACCUUGUUGACCUUUACUCAGAGUUUACUGUACCUGUACUUGAUGGUAGUGAUGGCCUUGGUGACAUUUACUCAGAUCUUACAGUAUACCUAAUUGAUGUUAGUGAUGACCUUGGUGACCUUUACUCAGAGCUUACAGUACCCCUACUUGAUGUUAGUGAUGACCUUGGUGACCUUUAUUCAGAGUUCAAAGUACCUCCUCUUGAUGUUAGUGAUGACCUUGUAGACCUUUACUAA
Messenger RNA from Mizuhopecten yessoensis (Yesso scallop), 1161 nucleotides. RefSeq lists its product as uncharacterized. Bases 1 to 1161 code for a protein of 386 amino acids. The record is from RefSeq and is a predicted model, not a curated record. Lineage: Eukaryota; Metazoa; Mollusca; Bivalvia; Pectinida; Pectinidae. The transcript has 3 exons.